ACAAACUAAGCCGAAUGGUCAUUAUUCAUUAUCAUGCGGCAGAAAACGUCAAAGAAAUUAAGUGGGAUAUUUCUCUCAUUUUAAUCAUUACGUCCUUCUUCUUUUCUCUUCAAAUACACACAACACAGAGACACUCAAUUUACUCACAAAAUUUGUUGAAAGACAUGGGUGUUCUUGACCAUAUAUCUGAUAUGUUUGAUUGCUCCUCUGCCCACUCCAUAAACAAAAGACACAGACAAUUACAGACAGUGGAAAUAAAAGUGAAGAUGGACUGUGAAGGCUGUGAGAGGAAAGUGAGAAGGUCUGUAGAGGGAAUGAAAGGAGUUUCGUCCGUGACGAUAGAACCCAAACAGCACAAGCUCACAGUAGUAGGCUAUCUGGAUCCAGAGAAAGUUGUGUCUCGUGUAGCUCAUCGCACAGGUAAGAAGGCAGAGAUUUGGCCCUAUGUCCCAUACGACGUCGUUGCUCAUCCCUAUGCACAGGGUAUUUAUGAUAAGAAGGCUCCUGCUGGAUACGUGCGAAGAGAUGAUUACCAAAGUAACCAGCUCGCACGUGUCAGUUCCACUGAAGUUCGCUAUACUACUGCCUUUAGUGAUGAGAAUCCAGCAGCCUGUGUGGUCAUGUGAACUAAAAUACUGCUGCUGCUAUGAUUACUAUAUUAUGAAUCUUGUACCAUACAACAUUAGUACUCUGUUAUUGUUAAAUUUGUAUUGGUUUUGUGGAGUUAACUAAGUUUUGAUCAUAAUUUUCUUUUUUGUUGAAGCUAAAGUUUUAUCAUAUGGUUGUACGUAUUGUAUUGUUAAAUCGAUGAAUAUUAUGUUCUUCAAAGA
Molecule: messenger RNA, 830 nt
Organism: Solanum dulcamara
Lineage: Eukaryota; Viridiplantae; Streptophyta; Magnoliopsida; Solanales; Solanaceae
Product: heavy metal-associated isoprenylated plant protein 26-like
Exons: 2
Coding region: 15-626 (203 amino acids)
Molecular function (GO): metal ion binding
Source: RefSeq, a predicted model, not a curated record